Messenger RNA from Nannospalax galili (Upper Galilee mountains blind mole rat), 1266 nucleotides. It is a transcript of the gene Tmprss11d, whose product is annotated as transmembrane serine protease 11D. Gene Ontology annotation, biological process: proteolysis. The annotation marks the transcript as partial. Gene Ontology annotation, cellular component: extracellular region; plasma membrane. The record is from RefSeq and is a predicted model, not a curated record. The transcript is spliced from 9 exons. Gene Ontology annotation, molecular function: serine-type endopeptidase activity. Lineage: Eukaryota; Metazoa; Chordata; Mammalia; Rodentia; Spalacidae.
UUCAUUCCUGUUCUCAGGCCAAGACCAAGGCCAUCAAAUUCAAGGUUCUUCAGUCCGUUUCUAGUAGUUUUCAUUGUCAUUGCAGCAGUGGUGAUCCUGGCGGUGACUGUAGGUCUACUUAUCCACUUUUUAGCUUUUGACAAAAAAACUCACUUUUACCACAGCAGCUUUCAAAUCUUAAAUGUUGAAUAUACUGAGGCUUUGAGUUCACCAGGCACACAGGAAUACAGGAAUUUGAGUGAAAGAAUUGAGUCUAUGAUUACUAAUGCAUUCCGAGAAUCAAAUUUAAGAAGUCAGUUCAUCAGAACACAUGUUGUCAAACUGAGGCAGGAAGGCCGUGGUGUGGUUGCAGAUGUCGUCAUGAAAUUUCGAUCUAGUAGACGUAACAAUGGAAGAUCAAUAAAAAACAGAAUUCAAUCCAUUUUACAACAAAUGCUGAACAAUCCUGGAAAUUUGGAAAUAACUCCUUCAAAGGAGAUAACAACACUCACUGGCCAGGAUACAGAAAAUUUUUUCACUCAAGAAUGUGGAGCCCGUCCAGACCUUAUAACACUGUCAGAAGAGAGAGUCAUCGGAGGCACUCUGGCUGAGGAAGGUGACUGGCCAUGGCAAGUCAGUCUGCAGCUUAAUAACGUCCACCACUGUGGAGGCGUCCUGAUCAGUAACUCCUGGGUCCUGACAGCAGCUCACUGCUUCAGAAGCUACUCCAAUCCUCGGCAAUGGACUGCCACUUUUGGUACUUCUACAAUAUUUCCUCUACAGCGAGUGAAAGUAAGAAGUAUUAUACUCCAUAACAAUUACAGACCCAUAACUCAUGAAAAUGAUAUUGCAGUCGUACAACUUGAAAGACCUGUCACCUUUACCAGAAAUAUUCACAGAGUGUGUCUCCCAGAGGCAAAACAAAGCAUCAUACCUGGCAGCACUGCAUAUGUAACAGGAUGGGGCUCUCUUACUUAUGGAGGCAACACAGUCACAGAUCUACGGCAAGGACAGGUCAGAAUAAUAAAUACAAAUGUAUGCAAUGAACCAGCUAGCUACGGUGGUGGCGUCUUGUCUGGAAUGCUCUGUGCUGGAGUGCCUUCAGGUGCAGUGGAUGCAUGCCAGGGUGAUUCUGGUGGUCCACUAGUACAAGAAGAUUCACGGCGGCUUUGGUUUGUUGUGGGAAUAGUGAGCUGGGGAUAUCAGUGUGGCCUGCCAAAUAAACCAGGAGUGUAUACUCGAGUGACAACCUACCGUGACUGGAUUAGACAACAAACUGGAGUCUAG